This is a messenger RNA of Carassius gibelio (silver crucian carp), 732 nucleotides long. RefSeq lists its product as uncharacterized. The coding region runs from base 67 to 732 and encodes 221 amino acids. NCBI's taxonomy places the organism in Eukaryota, Metazoa, Chordata, Actinopteri, Cypriniformes, Cyprinidae. The transcript is spliced from 4 exons. The record is from RefSeq and is a predicted model, not a curated record.
AGAGUAUGGGGAUAAUCUGAACAAACAGGUUACAUCUGUAAUACUGAUAGAUCUUUUCUCAGACAGAUGCUGAGUGUUUGGACCCUCCUUUCAACUGCUAUUUGUGCAGUGUCAGUCUCUGCAUUACCUCAGAGGAUUUUAUUCCAUGGCCAGCAGCUGACUCUGGAUCUUCCUGAGAGGACACGGAGCUUGGAGUUUUUAAAUGCUAAUGAGACUGAAAGAUUUACUAUCUGGAACCAAGCUAGCAAUUCUGUGCGGGCAAGUAAAGGCUAUGUGACCAGCAUGGGUAAGGACUGGACAUUCAGAAUCCAACGUGUUACGUUUGAUGAUGAGGGAACCUACACCUUGUUAAAUCACUUUGGUGCAACCAUCAGCAGUUAUAUAGUGAAGGUCAACUCCAACAAAGGCAUCAUUGAUUGUGUCGCAGGUGACACUCUGAGAAUAUCUCUGGCAGGACUCAAGCAGACUGAUGCUACGCUUCGCUUUUACAAUAAUUAUUCAUCUCUCGUCCUGGUGGAGAAUGGAGUUGCUGUGGGACGAAGCUACCCAGACUAUGUCAACCGGCUUAGAGUGAGCAGUGAAAUGAUUCAGAUUCUCAAUGUAAAUGUUUCAGAUGUAGGCAGAUACGAGCUCACCGAUCUGAAACGAAGACUCGUCUCAAACAAUACAAUGAUACUAGCGGGUGCGGUGACUUGCCUGUCGCAACUGAAUGCAGAUAGUGAGAGCUCAUGA